AUGGGUAUUUUUCACCUGAAGUCACCUUCACAAAAAAUUGGAUUUAGAUGUUAUGAUCUCGUUCGUCACUUGGGUGAAACUCAGAGCAAGGUUUUCGUUAUGCCGGUUAGCGAAUAUUCACCCAUGACCUUUUCCACUGAGGUAUAUGUGUUGGUAUUAUACCUCCGAGCGUACAAUAUAAAGAUAAAUUAUCGUGGCGAUGGCUCACACCGGAAAGUGUAUAACGUCAGCGUCUGA
Molecule: messenger RNA, 237 nt
Organism: Plasmopara halstedii
Lineage: Eukaryota; Oomycota; Peronosporomycetes; Peronosporales; Peronosporaceae
Exons: 2
Coding region: 1-237 (78 amino acids)
Source: RefSeq, a predicted model, not a curated record